UGUUCGUUCAUCAAUGGAAUAAAGAGAAAGAAAACCUGAAAUCCCUAACGAGCAAAGCUAAGUAAAUAACAAAUAUAUAAAAAAUGCUUACCAGACACUUACUAAAGCAAGCUUCAACCUGCCGUCAUUUCCUCUUGAAUUCUAAAACUUCUUCUCCUUUGUUAACUAAAUCACUUCUUUUCUCUUCGUCUUCUUCUUCUUCUCCAGAAUCACAAAGCCCCACCACUACUUUCGUCGACGACAAGGUUACCGAUCAAUAUCCCAAUAGCACGUCCAUCUCCAUUGACCGUUCCGACCUAUAUAAUCCACCUGAUCAUUCUCAUGAACCCACAUCGGAGUCUGAGCUUGUCAAGCACCUUAAAGGCAUUAUCAAGUUCCGAGGUGGGCCAAUCUCAGUGGCAGAGUAUAUGGAAGAAGUUUUGACGAAUCCCAAGUUUGGAUUCUACAUUAGUCGAGAUGUGUUUGGAACAGAAGGUGAUUUCAUUACAUCUCCUGAAGUAAGCCAGAUGUUUGGUGAGAUGGUUGGUGUAUGGGCCAUGUGCCUUUGGGAGCAAAUGGGACGGCCAAAACAAGUGAACCUAGUUGAGCUGGGUCCAGGACGAGGAACUCUGAUGGCUGAUCUUCUGCGUGGUGUAUCCAAGUUUAAGAGCUUCACAGAAUCGUUGCAUGUACACUUGGUAGAAUGUAGUCCUAUGUUACAGAAGCUUCAGCAUCACAACUUAAAAUGUUUAGAUGAAGACGAUAACGGUGAUGGUGUUGAAAAAAGGACCAUCAGCACGUUGGCAGGGACACUUGUGUCAUGGCAUGCUAUGCUAGAGCAGGUUCCAUCAGGAUUGCCAUCAAUUAUCAUUGCCCAUGAGUUUUACGAUGCUCUACCUGUGCAUCAGUUUCAGAGAGCUUCUCGUGGCUGGUGUGAAAAAAUGGUUGAUGUUUCGGAAGAUUCAAUGUUCCGUUUUGUUCUAUCCCCACAGCCAACACCAGCAACUCUAUAUUUAAUGAAGCGCUGCAAGUGGGCUGCACCUGAAGAAAUAGAGAAGCUUAGUCAUAUUGAGGUUUGCCCCAAAGCAAUGGAUUUAACACAUGCUAUUGCUGACAGAAUAAGUUGUGAUGGAGGAGGGGCCCUGAUUAUUGACUAUGGCCUAAAUGGAGUAGUCUCAGAUAGUCUGCAGGCAAUUAGGAAACACAAGUUCAUCAACAUACUCGAUAAUCCUGGGUCAGCUGAUCUCAGUGCAUAUGUCGAUUUUGCUUCCAUCAGGCACUCUGCUGAGGAAGUGUCAGCGGAUAUCUCUGUCCAUGGACCAAUUACUCAGUCCCAAUUUCUUGGUGCUCUCGGCAUAAACUUCCGAGUGGAAUCAUUGCUGCAGAACUGCACAGAUGAACAAGCUGAUUCCCUGAGGACAGGAUACUGGCGUCUGGUAGGUGAAGGUGAAGCCCCAUUUUGGGAGGGACCUGAUGAACAGGUGCCCAUUGGAAUGGGUACUCGGUAUCUGGCAAUGGCCAUCGUGGACACGAAGCAAGGUGUUCCAGUUCCAUUUCAAUGAAGUUUGAACUACAGCAUGAUUUUUAACGUUUUGUAUUCUGCAUUUGUAAAUGUGUAACAAAUGCAACUUUAAAUACACCUGUGUGUUUUGAAAAA
This is a messenger RNA of Populus nigra (black poplar), 1636 nucleotides long. RefSeq lists its product as uncharacterized. The record is from RefSeq and is a predicted model, not a curated record. Gene Ontology annotation, molecular function: protein-arginine omega-N symmetric methyltransferase activity. The coding region runs from base 84 to 1541 and encodes 485 amino acids. NCBI's taxonomy places the organism in Eukaryota, Viridiplantae, Streptophyta, Magnoliopsida, Malpighiales, Salicaceae. Gene Ontology annotation, biological process: mitochondrial respiratory chain complex I assembly. The transcript has 10 exons. Gene Ontology annotation, cellular component: mitochondrion.